Ictidomys tridecemlineatus (thirteen-lined ground squirrel) is the source of this 1720-nucleotide messenger RNA. RefSeq names its product cone-rod homeobox protein. Gene Ontology annotation, molecular function: RNA polymerase II cis-regulatory region sequence-specific DNA binding; DNA-binding transcription factor activity, RNA polymerase II-specific. Gene Ontology annotation, cellular component: nucleus. NCBI's taxonomy places the organism in Eukaryota, Metazoa, Chordata, Mammalia, Rodentia, Sciuridae. The record is from RefSeq and is a predicted model, not a curated record. Gene Ontology annotation, biological process: multicellular organism development; regulation of transcription by RNA polymerase II.
CUCAGCCUGGAGUCCCGCGGCUCGAGGGUCCUGAAUCCAAGUGGGCGGGGAAACCUUGCCAGGGGCUGAGGAGGAGCCACCCAGUCUGGGUUCCAACCCUGCCCUUUUUUCUGUGUGACCUUGGGUCCUUCCUGUGGCCUCUCCCGGCCUCCAUUUCUCCAUUUGUCAAGUGAGGACAGUGGCGAGCCCCAGGACUGUUGGGUCAGGUCCCUGACCUGGGCCUUACACCCCCGAAGAUCAUGAUGGCAUAUAUGAACCCGGGGCCCCACUACUCCGUCAACGCCUUGGCCCUGAGUGGCCCCAGUGUGGACCUGAUGCACCAGGCUGUGCCCUACCCCAGUGCCCCGAGGAAGCAGCGGCGGGAGCGGACCACCUUCACCCGCAGCCAGCUGGAGGAGCUGGAGGCGCUGUUCGCCAAGACGCAGUACCCGGACGUGUACGCCCGCGAGGAGGUGGCGCUCAAGAUCAACCUGCCCGAGUCCAGGGUCCAGGUCUGGUUCAAGAACCGCAGGGCCAAAUGCAGGCAGCAGCGGCAGCAGCAGAAGCAGCAGCAGCAGCCUCCUGGGGGACAGGCCAAGGCCCGUCCUGCCAAGAGGAAGGCGGGCACCUCCCCGAGGCCCUCCCCGGAUGUGUGUCCCGACCCCUUGGGCGUCUCCGACUCCUACAGCCCCCCUCUGCCGGGCCCCUCUGGCUCCCCGACUGCGGCAGUGGCCACUGUGUCCAUCUGGAGUCCAGCGUCAGAGUCCCCUCUGCCUGAAGCCCAGCGGGCUGGGCUGGUGGCCUCGGGGCCCUCUCUGACCUCAGCCCCCUACGCCAUGACCUACGCCCCGGCCUCGGCCUUCUGCUCCUCGCCGUCGGCCUACGGCUCUCCCAGCUCCUACUUCAGUGGGCUGGACCCCUACCUGUCCCCCAUGGUGCCCCAGCUGGGAGGCCCAGCGCUCAGCCCCCUCUCGGGCCCUUCCGUGGGGCCCUCCCUGGCCCAGUCCCCCACCUCCCUGUCCGGCCAGAGCUACGGUGCCUACAGCCCCGUGGACAGCUUGGAAUUUAAGGACCCCACCGGCACCUGGAAGUUCACCUACAACCCCAUGGACCCUCUAGACUACAAGGAUCAGAGUGCCUGGAAGUUUCAGAUCUUGUAGAAGAUGCUCCCUCAGCCUCACCUGGCCUCCGGUCCCCUCUGAAUCUGCCUCCUUGCCGCUUAGGUUUCAGGGAUGGCAAAGCAACCAGAACUGAGGACAGCCAGGCUUCCUCAGGUGCCGUCUUGAGACUCAGAAGCAGCUGGCCCCAGGCAGCCCCCCAACUCCAGCUGCCCCACAGCUGGGGACUGGCACUCAGAGCCUCGGCCACAGACUUCAGAGACCUGUGCUGGGACCUGUCCAAGGAGAAAGCAAACCCACUGUGCAGCUGACGGGGGUCACCAUGGGGUCAGAAUCACUGCACCCUUGAACAACAGGGGAGCCUCUGUCCCUUACCUGUCCACGAGGACACUUCCUCAGCACAUGGGUAGGAUCCCCAGAGAUUCCAAGGGCGGAUUCUAAGAGGCUCCCCUGGGAACCUUAGGUUAAUUACACAGCUUUGUGAAAAAAUUCGCUUGGAGACUUUACAGACUUCACAAAUGUCAGGCUUACAUGGUAGAUUUAAGAGGCCCUUUCCUAUAAAUGCAUGACUAUGAGAUACGUGGACGUGUGAUGUUUAUGGAUAAACAAAUGUCUGAUAUGUC